UGCCGAACGUAAUAUUCAGGCUCCUCUAACUAUCUGAUUUAGUUAUUAGAGCAAAGGCCUAGCGCCAAUCGGUGUCAACGUAAUCUCUAUGAAUGAAUUAAGGUCAUGGUUAUCGGUGCGAUUUUGAACUGGAUUCUUCUAGUUGUAUCUUAAGUUGUAAAUACAAGACAUAGGAACCCCAUAAAAACCAUAUUAUUGUUGGCAGAAAACUGCAUUAAAGUUUGUGAAAGGUUGAGAGGAAAACUUAGUUAGUCUUUAGAAAGUAUUAAAACAAAACUAUGCAUCCUUUAUACGGAGAGCAACAAAACUAUUACCACUACAGUGGGUAUCCCACGAUGAGGAUGAAUUCGAUGGUGUAUUCGAACAAUGACUUUGGUUCUUCCUAUGCAAACCAGCAUCAAGUUUUACCUGACCAGUAUUCAAACCCAGUGAUGCGUCAUCCAGGUUACAGCUCACCGUACUGUCCAACCAUGUCUCACCACCCGCCUCAUCCCCCGACUAAAGAAAUGGUCAAACCGCCUUACUCGUACAUCGCUCUGAUAGCUAUGGCAAUUCAACACUCUCCUGAAAAGAAAAUAACAUUAAAUGGGAUUUACCAAUUUAUAAUGGACCGGUUUCCAUUCUACCGAGAAAACAAACAAGGAUGGCAAAAUAGCAUUAGGCAUAACUUAAGCUUAAAUGAAUGCUUUCUAAAAGUUCCCCGUGAUGACAAAAGGCCAGGAAAAGGGAGUUAUUGGACCUUAGACCCGGAGAGUGUGAAUAUGUUUGACAAUGGAAGCUAUCUUCGGAGACGUCGAAGGUUCAAGAAAAAGGAAAUGGCUCGUGCUAGCGAAAAGGAAGAAGGUGAAGAACCACACAAGAGCUUGGAAGAGCAAAUAAAACGAGAGGAAGGUGAAAUAAAAGAGAAAAGCCCUGUACUCAAAGACACCACAGAACAAAGAAGGGUAAUAAAUAAUACUCAACUGCAUCAGACCAGUCUUCAUUCUAAAAUAGUUGAUAAUGUAAUUACUAACACUAAUAAUCCGACUGGAGAAGAUGGAGUGUUGGUCGAAGGACCACACUUACGAUUUCAAUCAAAUCUAGGUUCCACCUCAUUAUCCAGCAAUAACGUAAUUCUCAAAAAGACACCCAAAUCUGAGUCAUUCGAAGAUUUUGGACUCCCAUCUUGUAUGCAGCAAAAUCUUAAAGACUGUAAGUUUACAACAAGACUUAAUUGUUCUCUUACAAGUUCUCCUGAUUCGGUAGCACUUAGCAACACUCUUUCAGAUGAUUCUAUGGAAUCCACGUGCGCUAGCAACUACUCCGUGAAUACCAUGGUAUCAAUUACAGACCAGUCUCCCAGUAUGGGUUCCAUUUCCUCUCUAAAUUCUUCUCCGAAAGUGUUUAGUUCAAUAUCGAAAAAUGAAGACUUAAUGAUGGCUUACAGUCGCAAAGCAGUACACUCCUACAGUACAGUGGGCGAGUUUCUAGCCUGCAACAGUUCACCACCAACCGUAGGUUACAGCUGCGAGACUUCACCCUCUGUGUAUCAACCGGAAAACGCUGGCCUGUGUUCGGCACUCGAAAUCCUAACCACUACGGGAGGAAUUGCUAAUCAGUUGGGGUCGACUACGAGUCAUUGUUCCGGUAGUAACAGUAGCGUACUAGCCGGAAUGGUAGACCAGCACUCUUAUGCGUCAACAGGUCGGCAUCUGUCUACAUCCACCCCGUGGUACUCCUUGUCGGAAGAGGCAGAACCCAUCGUCUCCACCAGCCAAGCAUUUCCUGCAGAUACCGUCUCGUUGAUCAGUGGGAUACCACCUUGUGCUAGAGAAAUGUUCGAGUCGCAAAGACUAUUUACCAACGUAUCUCCUGGUAAUUCGAGCAUCCAAAUGGAAUUUACCGACGGAACAGGAACGUAUAGGUCGGUAGCCUACGACUGCGGUGGGUUUUGACGACUUUAUGGAACAUAACACCCAUAUUUCAUGUGUUGAAAUGCCCUGAACAUUUAGUUAUGUUUUCCUUUGAGUUUAAGGUUUCUUACACCCAUGCUAUACAAAGCAGACGAGCAAGAACUAAAUAAGGUCAUCAGCCUCAAAAAUUCACAUCACAGCUUUUUAUCCCCUUCAUUUUGACUUUUGGUUUCUCAGAAUUUUUUACCAUAAAUGGUCAUAGUGAUAACCUUUGACCUCAAGCGACUAUUUUUUAUAGUGUAAAACAGUUUAAAGUUUCAUGUUUAUAGCGUUGUCGCUCACAUGCUGCUUCCAUUAAAAUUCCAUCAGGUUACCAAGAAUUAUACAUUUACUUUUUGUAUAACGUGAGGAUGGCUUACAAUGGAGAGAACAAAAUACGGAGUUUUUUUUUUUAUAUUAAAUUUGCUUACAACACCUGCAGAUUAGUGUCCGCAAGUGGUGGCAAACUUCGGCAGUGCGACCGCCCACUAAUAGGGUGUGCUCGCGCUCUUUUCUAGACCUCCCUAGUUCUGGUGUACAGCUCAAGUGGAUGGGUUGGUCAGAAGGCCCAACGUCGUGUUGUUUACUUUUCGUCGCCUUCGAUUAUAAUACUCACAAAAGAGACGAUUUUCUGAACCACAAAACAUGUAUUCCCGCGGAGAUUGACCGACUGCUGAGAUCACAUGCAGCAGUAAACCUGCUUUGUUCUCGCGUGUCAUUUCCCGCCAUCCCUGUCAAAAACGAUGAAUUAAAUCUGAACAAAGAAGCCAAAAGGCGAAGAAAAUUGAGCCACUCGUGCAAGUCUCACGUGCAGCUGAUGAACGAGACAAUCCAGACAGCCUGGCGCACAUGCCCCCUUAACGACCACUGAUGGAGAGUCCCAAUACCACUAUGUUUCACUUCAAGUAAAAUGUUUCCCCCUCUCUCUUUUUUCUUUAAUACGAUAUUAAAACUUCUAACAAUUCAGGUAGUAAGAUAUAGCUAGGUUUAAGAAGUUCUCAUGAAAUUGAUAUAUAAUAAUGAAAAUAUUGUG
Limulus polyphemus (Atlantic horseshoe crab) is the source of this 2964-nucleotide messenger RNA. RefSeq names its product forkhead box C1-A-like. Gene Ontology annotation, molecular function: DNA-binding transcription factor activity, RNA polymerase II-specific; RNA polymerase II cis-regulatory region sequence-specific DNA binding. The record is from RefSeq and is a predicted model, not a curated record. Bases 279 to 1934 code for a protein of 551 amino acids. The transcript is spliced from 2 exons. Gene Ontology annotation, biological process: regulation of transcription by RNA polymerase II; anatomical structure morphogenesis; cell differentiation. Lineage: Eukaryota; Metazoa; Arthropoda; Merostomata; Xiphosura; Limulidae.